GGGCGGGCGGCACCGGUGGGGGCAGAUCCAGUUCAAGCCCCUUCACUCUCCCCGCCACUCCCCGCGGCUCAGAGUAGCCAAAUUCUCACUCCCACCUUCACCUACUUCAGCGGGCCAAGGCCACCGCUCUCUGGCCAAGAGAGGGCUGCCCCCGUGGGGUCUUACCCGCGCGGACUGCUAGAAACCCCGAGAGGUGUUGUCUGCUUCAGUCCUGUUUGGGGAAGGGGGUGUGGCGGGGAAGGAUGCGGAGCUCUGUUCCCUUGCUCUGCCUCUGGAGCGUCUAUUGUUGCUUUGCCGCGGGAAGCCCCACACCCCCUGGUCCGGAGGGACGGCUGCAAGAUGAGGGCCACAAAUCCAGCCAUAUAGGGGUUUCUGCUAAACCUCCUGUAAGAUUCAACCUCCGCACGUCUGGGGACUCAGACCAUGAAGGAUGCUACCUGUCGCUAGGCCACAACCAGCCCUUGGAAGACUGUGGCUUCAACACGACCGCCAAAACCUUCUUCAUCAUUCAUGGGUGGACGAUGAGUGGCAUGUUUGAAAGUUGGCUAUACAAGCUGGUGUCAGCCCUGCAGACUAGAGAGAAAGAAGCCAAUGUCGUCGUGGUUGACUGGCUUCCCCUGGCCCACCAGCUUUACACAGACGCAGUCAAUAACACCAGGGUGGUGGGACACAAUGUUGCAAGGAUGCUUGAUUGGCUGCAGGAGAAGGAUGAUUUUUCUCUUGGCAAUGUCCACUUGAUUGGCUACAGCCUUGGCGCUCACGUGGCUGGGUAUGCUGGGAACUUCGUGAAAGGCACGGUGGGCAGAAUCACAGGUUUGGAUCCUGCCGGGCCUUUGUUUGAAGGGGUGGACAUCCACAAGAGGCUGUCCCCUGAUGAUGCGGACUUUGUGGACGUCCUCCACACCUACACACGUUCCUUCGGCUUGAGCAUCGGGAUUCAGAUGCCUGUGGGCCACAUUGACAUCUACCCCAACGGGGGUGACUUCCAGCCGGGCUGUGGGCUCAAUGACGUCUUGGGGUCAAUCGCAUAUGGAACGAUCACGGAGGUGGUGAAAUGCGAGCACGAGAGGGCCGUACACCUCUUUGUCGACUCCCUGGUGAAUCAGGACAAGCCGAGUUUUGCGUUCCAGUGCACGGACUCAAACCGCUUCAAAAAGGGGAUCUGUCUCAGUUGCCGGAAGAACCGGUGUAACAGCAUCGGCUACAACGCGAAGAAGACGAGAAGCAAGAGGAACAGCAAAAUGUAUCUCAAAACCCGGGCAGGCAUGCCCUUCAGAGUUUACCAUUAUCAGAUGAAAAUCCACAUCUUCAGCUACAAGACAAUGGGAGAAAUCGAACCCAACUUUUAUGUCACCCUUUAUGGCACAAGCACAGACUCCCAGCUUCUGCCUUUGGAAAUAGUGGAGCAGAUCGGGCUGAAUGCCACCAACACCUUCCUGGUCUACACCGAGGAGGACCUGGGAGACCUCUUGAAGAUCAAACUCACCUGGGAGGGGACAGCUCAGUCCUGGUACAACCUGUGGAAGGAGCUCCGCAGCUACCUGUCUCACUCCCGCAGCUCCGAGCGGGAGCUGAAUAUCCGGCGCAUCCGGGUCAAGUCUGGGGAGACUCAGCGGAGAUUAACUUUUUGUGCGCAAGACUUUGAGAACACCAGCAUCUCCCCCGGUCGAGAGCUCUGGUUCCACAAGUGUCGAGAUGGCUGGAGAAUGAAAAAUGAAACCAGGGUUCCCUACAGCCUUGCUAUGGAUCUUCUCUGAGGGGCCAGCCAGGCCCGCCCACCCCUACCUUCCAGGGACACGGAGGAAAGUUACAGCUGAGGAUGCCCCUGAUGGAAGGACCCCUCUUGGCCUGGACCCUCGAGCACCCGGAGGAGUCUCUUUGCUGGGCCCACGAUCUUACCUCCUAUGACGGUUGGGACUUCUCACCAGAGGGGACCACGCACUGCUGUUCCUGCUGUUUCCUGCUGCUCUAGAAUAGCUCUAACUCCAAACCUGUGUGCAAAGGGUCAAAGGCCCGGGGUCUCUUGUGCACACCGGACUGGUUUCUAAGGGACUAGAUGAGUCCGUGCUUUCCCUGAUACAGAACACUUGUGGAAGCACGUGGAAGGCUGUCAGCUGCCAGACCUGACCUGAGAGGUGGGGAGCGGUCGCUGUGCUGGGAGCUGACUCGUGUCUGGAUGGCAGACCUGUGACUUCGUUCAUCCAGAGAGAGCGGGUGACGAUCUGGGGUGGUGGCGAGGCCCUCACUGUUGGGGUUCCGUGGGCUGCCCUGAUCACUACUGGUUACGUUUCAGCCAUUCCGUCCUGCUCUCCGGCUCAUUCUCUAAAGCACACACCAUUGGCUUUCUCGGUUUUCUGUUGAUUAUUUUUUGAUUGGACAAAUGUUUGUUAAGCACUUAACCCUCAAUAGCACAUGGCAGGAGACACAUUCAUAAACCUCCCCAGACUUAGAAUCUGAGCGGGUUGGGAUUUCUAAACUCCCUUUCACUGUAGGUGAUCCAGGGGUAUACGUGCGAUGAGGGGCAUGAGGGACACUGCAGGGGGGCGGUGCUGGGGGCUACCGGGUGUGAGAGUUGGGGAUCCCAGGCGUUCAGGGAUUUCAGCCAGUUCGGGAAAAGCGACAUGUUUGAUCACUUGCAUGGGAGCAAGCAGAGUGCCGUACGUGCUGGGGACAGAAGGGUGGCCAGUCGCCAAAUGUGACGGCUUCAGAGCAGAAUCUCUUCUGCUUAGGAAGAUAGAAGGCAUUAUGGAUCUGUUCUACAGGUCCGUUCCUGCAGAAACCAGCCCCCGUGGAGCAGAGCCGGCACUAAGAUUUAAUAGAGCGCUUCCUCCUCCUUGGACUGCCUUCCUCUACCAACCGUGCCUUCUCUGUGUUGAGCACAGAAAAGCCUUCAAGUCCUGGUCUUAAUAUGAAUGAAUAGAUGUGAUAUCUGGGAAAGUGUUUUAUACUUUUCCAAAGAUUUGCAUGUGCAUCACCUAACUAGAGACUCACAACGGGAGGUGCAGGGCAGCUCAUGUCUCUGCUGGACAACUCUGGGGCUUCGCUUCCGGCCACAUGCCCGGAACUAUAUUCCAAGUUGGUGGUGGAGUCAGGGAUGACCCAGACUUCUGGGAGGCAAGUCCGUAGUGUGCUCAUUUCUGCCACUUGGUCAAGAGGUCCGUAGCCUUUUCCCACCAGUGUGCCCCAGAUGUGACGAGCAAGGAAUUGUUUUUUAGAGCCCUUCAUAAAAUCAUAAACCCUUUUAUUAAUAUAUAACCAGGAAAGCAACUGAAAGCCCAGAGGCUGGGCUUUUUAUGGAUGAGAUUUAUUUGGAGGGAUAUGUGAUGUCAGGUUGGGGGAGAAGAGUGAUUUUCUUUGUAUUGAGAUUGAGGUUUUUAAAGGACGUAGUUGUGCCAUCUAUCAUUCGUGUUGUGCCAAAGUUGUGUCAUUGGUCAAUGCCAAACUUCCGAAGACGUAACCAGUCAAGUCUGAAUUCAAGGUUGUUUUCUUAAAUUGUGUGCUUCCUCUGUUGCUUCUGUGAAUGGUUUCUAGCCAAAGUGGAGCCUGUGUUAUUGACUGUGUGUCCCGAUUACUCCUGACUUCUGUUUUUAGUAAUGAAAGCCUUAGGAAUCAAUUCCUCGGUGGGUCAUGUAUUUAUACAUUUGGCUUGAAGCCUUAUUUGUAUAUAAUGAUGCUGUUUUUUCUUUUUUUAAACACUUACAACACUAUUUAUUUCUCAAGUGUAUAUAAUGUAUAAAAACAAAUAUAUGGUUAGUUUUUAUUUUAAAAUUAACCAAUUUUGAGAUUGAAAAUUUUUAAUAGUAAAAUAAUAAAAAUCUAUACAAUG
Enhydra lutris kenyoni (northern sea otter) is the source of this 3826-nucleotide messenger RNA. RefSeq names its product lipase G, endothelial type. The coding region runs from base 243 to 1757 and encodes 504 amino acids. Gene Ontology annotation, biological process: lipid metabolic process. NCBI's taxonomy places the organism in Eukaryota, Metazoa, Chordata, Mammalia, Carnivora, Mustelidae. The record is from RefSeq and is a predicted model, not a curated record. Gene Ontology annotation, molecular function: lipoprotein lipase activity; protein binding. The transcript has 10 exons.